AUGACUUCGCCAACAACCCCCGAAAAGACUGGGGCGGCUACCGGGACUGCAGCGCAACACGAAACCCACAACGCACCUUCAUCGAUUGUCGAUUCAGAUACCGACAAGGAAGAUGGGCUCAACAAGGACGACGGUGUUACUGCAGUGGGAAUUGCGCAAGAAGCUGAGUCGGAAGAAGAUACACCCGCAGACUCUGACGACCCAAAUCUUCCAACCGGCGCGAAGCUUGCGUUCAUUGUUGUUGCUCUGGUGCUCAGCGUGUUCUUGUUCUCUCUGGAUCAAGUACGUUGACUCCGUCACACAUGCGAGAAAAAUUUCUCGAUCCCAUCCUGAUCAUCAAUCCUUCAGACGAUCGUAGCAACCGCCAUUCCCAAGAUCACCGACGAUUUCAACAGUCUUGACGAUAUCUCAUGGUAUGGAUCCGCCUUCUUUAUGACACUUGGAGGUUUCCAAUCUAUGUGGGGAAAGGUGUACAAGUACUGUCCCCUCAAGACCAGUUUUCUCAUGGCCCUGUUCAUCUUUGAGGUGGGAAGUCUGAUUUGUGCCGUUGCUCCGAAUUCGAAGGCUUUGAUCAUUGGCCGUGCGAUUGCUGGUGUUGGUGCUGCAGGCAUUUCGUCUGGCUCUUACACCAUAGUCGCCUUCUCUGCGAAACCUAGCGCCAGAGCGACGUUCACUGGACUUAUUGGUGCGGCGUAUGGCAUUGCUGCGAUUGUUGGGCCGCUGAUUGGUGGUGCCUUUACGGAUAAGGUGUCAUGGCGAUGGUGAGUGUGACAGGAUAUUACUGCAUUCGAGCCUUGGUUCUAAUGCGAUCGCGCUAGGUGCUUCUACAUCAACCUCCCAAUCGGUGCCGUCUCCGCGGCUAUCAUCCUCGUGUUCUUCAAGACUCCUCCAGCUGCGACACCAGCCAAGGCUACGAUCAAGGAGAAAUUCUUGCAGAUGGAUCCUCUGGGCGUCAUGCUCAUCAUGGGCGCCCUCAUCUCUUUCAUCCUGGCUCUUCAAUACGGCGGAGCAACCAAAGCAUGGAGCUCCGCUACCGUCAUUGGCCUCCUCGUCGGCUCAUUCCUUAUGUUCAUCGCCUUCGCAGCUCUGGAAGUCUUCCAAGGUGAUCGCGCCAUGGUUCCAGUACGUCUCAUGCGUGAGCGAAACAUCUGGGUCAACAACCUCUACGGCUUCUUCUUCUGCGGCUCCUACUUCGUUCCGCUCUACUACCUUCCCAUCUACUUCCAGUCCAUCGACGACGUCUCGGCCUCGCAGUCGGGGAUUCGCAAUCUGCCGCUGAUCAUCUCUUUCAGCAUCGUGACGAUCCUAUCCGGUGGUUUCAUUUCCAAGACGGGCAUUUCGACUCCUCUUCUACCCAUUGGCUCCGCCAUCACGACCGUCGCCGCUGGGCUCCUCUAUACUCUCGACAUGGGAACCGGAUCUGGCAAGUGGAUCGGGUAUCAGCUCUUGGCGGGUAUUGGAUAUGGCAUCUCGUUCCAGGUGCCCAUCAUCGUCUGCCAGGGCACGGUGGAUGUCAUGGAUCUAGCUGCUGGGACGGCGAUGUUGCUCUGUGAGUUUGUUUGCCUUGCGCCCAGACGCUAUAUGGCUACGUACUCUGUUUGUCUGUCCUGCUGACGUGACGUUUUCCUCUCCUCGCAGUCUUCCAAACCGUCGGCGGCGCUCUGCUCCUCUCAGCCGGUCAGGCCGGUUUCGUCAACGCACUCAUCGUUAAGCUCCGCAGUACCGUCCCCACCCUCGAUCCGACCGUCGUCGUUGCAACGGGCGCCACCGAGCUGCGCCGUGUCUUCCAGGGAGAAGUCCUGGAGGGUGUUCUCGUGGCGUACAUGAAGGGCAUCAAGGUUGCUUUCGCCAUCACGACUGCGGCUUUGGGCGUUUCCUUCCUGUUCAGUCUGAUGCCCAGAUGGCAUAGGCUGAACGCGAACAAGAUUGCUGGCGGAGCGGCGUGA
Lecanosticta acicola is the source of this 1946-nucleotide messenger RNA. NCBI's taxonomy places the organism in Eukaryota, Fungi, Ascomycota, Dothideomycetes, Mycosphaerellales, Mycosphaerellaceae. The record is from the annotation of a GenBank genome assembly.